AUGUUGGCAUCAGAAGCUGCUAAUUCAACUGCUGUUGGAUCAAAGAUAAUUACUUCAAUCCAUGAUUUUAUGGAUGAAGUUGAAACAAAAUAUCGUCAACAAAAUAUUGAUUUAAGACAUUCAAAUGGAGUAAAUUAUUUAAUUGAUUUAAUUAAAUUAUAUAAAUUGAUUGAAAUUGUUCCAAAUGCAACUACUUUAUUAAAUGAUGAAUUACCGUCAGAGGAAUUUUUCACUCAAACGGUCUUCACCGAUAUUCCAAUUAAAUGGCAACAUUUCCAUUUUGAAAGAGCAGAAUUAUAUUAUUUUUGGUCUUUAAUUGAAAAUAGAUUAAUGGUUUUUUUCAAAAGAGACAUAUUACCUCUUGACUAUUUGAGAGAUUAUCCAAAUAUAAAUUUAUUCAAUACUUGGUUAUUAAUGAUUUUAGAAGGUUGUAAAUAUAUUGAUGAACUAAUUUGGAAUUUUGAAUUAUCAGGUGUUUCAAAUAUCCCUAAUCUUUAUAAUAAAUUAAUAAGAUUACAUAUUGAUGGUUCAAUAUUACAAGUUUUCUUAGAUAAUAUUAAUAAACAUUUCACUAAAAAUGAUUUGAAGAAAACUUCGGUCUUCUCCCAAUCCUACAUCAUUUUAAGAUUUCAAAGAGAACUUGCUUAUUAUCCAAAUUUACAUCCAAAAAUUGAUAAACCUUUAAUUAAAUUAGUUAAAAAAUACGAUCUUAUCACUUUCAAAAAAUUGGCCCAAUCCAUCGAUGUUAAUAACUUAAAUCAUUUAUGUAAUCAUCCCGUUGAUACCCCAGUUCCUCAUCUCACUUUCUUAAAUCUAAGUUAG
This is a messenger RNA of Hyphopichia burtonii NRRL Y-1933, 822 nucleotides long. RefSeq lists its product as uncharacterized. The transcript has a single exon. The record is from RefSeq and is a predicted model, not a curated record. NCBI's taxonomy places the organism in Eukaryota, Fungi, Ascomycota, Pichiomycetes, Serinales, Debaryomycetaceae. Bases 1 to 822 code for a protein of 273 amino acids.